CUCUCCGGACAUCUCCGGAACGAACGACAAAAGUGUGCGCGUCCGCGUCCUUCCCCCCGGCACGUGCACCCUGCACCCUGCGCACGGACGUUACGGACGAAACACGGGGCCCUCACCCUUCGUCGAUGCCCGUUGCUCCGCCAGCUCCGCUCGUCGCACGGUUAUGACGGUUCGAUCGCGCUGCGUAGUUGCGUGAAAACAAAACGAACGAGACGUAGACGGAUCGCGCAACGGUGGUGUAGCGUGCCGCUCCGCUUCUAGCUGGAUCGACCCUAUCGUUAAAUCACGAAUCCUCCAAUCGAACGGAUUUAACAAGCGCCUUGAACGAGUAAUUGAACCUUAGGCGUAAAAGGAACGGAGUCACGGGGAAUCCAGAUGAGAAUGGGAAUUGCCAAGGGGGAAUGAUAGGAUGCAAGAGGGUAAUACCGCCGUUGCGCUAGCGAUGGUGACCCCCGGAUACGAUCAAGACCCUGCGAGUGGGGUCGCCGAUUAUACGACUCAUCAGGAUCAGGCCCAAUUCGAAGCUGACAAGAGAGCCGUUUAUAAACAUCCGCUGUUCCCGCUGCUGGCGUUACUUUUCGAAAGAUGCGAACAAGCGACCCAGAGCUCGGACAACUCCACGUCCGAAAGCUUCAACAUGGACAUACAGGCUUUUGUCCAGCACCAAGAAAGAGACCGAAAGCCUUUCCUGAUCAAUGACCCCGAGAUUGACGGUUUGAUGAUCAAAGCGAUACAGGUGCUACGUAUUCACCUAUUGGAGCUGGAGAAGGUGCAAGAGUUGUGCAAGGACUUCUGCAACAGGUACAUCACGUGUCUGAAGGGCAAGAUGCAGAGCGAGAAUCUGUUACGCAGCGACUACAGCCACCACGGGCACGACAUGGGUCCGUCGAGUGGAAGCAACGGCAGCAGUCCGUUGCAGGUGCUGUCAUCUACAGGCAAUGAUGUUGAGUCGGGAGCUAACGGAUUCAGAGUGAGCCGUGGGGACGCCGUGGCGGAGAACGAUGGCGCGAAUUCGCACACGCGGGAAGAGAGCGUUAAUCACGAUCCACUUUCGUCGGUCCGACCGUCUUCCGCCGUCCAGCGCUCGGGCAAAUCCACUAGCCAGGACCACGACGAUCCGCUCUCACCGUCCACUAUACAUGGAAGCACGCCUCUCUCGCAAAUCGGGGCGCAUCCAUGCGCCCCGGUUAACGACAUGUAUCUCGGCCAAGAUGACAGUAGUGAGUAUCUGCAAACAAUUUCUGACAGAAUAUAUCUGGAAGAAGCCGGAUACUGGGGAUUAGUUGCGUUGCAAGAACGAAAAAACGUGGAAUACGCGGAUGCCGGGAAUGCUAAUGAUAAAAAGUAUUUCGACAUUACAGUCGCAGCUUCGCCUUCCCCUGCGGCGAGCGAAGAUGAGGAGGAGAGUGCCAGCAACGCGGCUUCGAAUCACGCUGGGAAUCAUAGAAAUAAUCACGGUAGCGCUAGAAAGGGACGUCAGAAACGGGGUGUCUUACCCAAACAGGCAACCAGCAUCAUGCGAACGUGGCUCUUUCAGCAUUUAGUACAUCCUUAUCCAACCGAAGACGAGAAGCGUCAGAUCGCCAGUCAGACAAAUUUAACGUUACUACAAGUGAACAAUUGGUUCAUCAACGCCCGUCGACGAAUCCUACAACCCAUGUUGGACGGCGCGGGCACUGACGCGACAUCGCGCGCAGGAAAACGUCACAAGACUUCGAAACAUGCAGUGCAGCAACAAGCGGUUCAGCAGCAUCAAGCGGGCUGGCAGUCCGAUGAUUCGGCGAGUGAUUCGGGUUCUAGCGACGGUGAGGGAGGUGCCGCUAGAUCGAAAGACGGUAACGAUAGCGAUGAGGAUGAUCUUCACUGACCUCUGUCGAUCACCGAAACGUCAACCUCUUUACGGUACCUUCAAAUCCAGUUGCUCAUUACAGUAUUAAGAUAUUCGGGAAUAGAUAUCGCUUUAACUGUCAAAUACGUAAUUAAUCUUGUGAAAGUUAAGAAUACGUGGAUAGAGGUUAUCACGCUCUCUGAUCAUUCGAUACUUUGGUAGUAUUCGUCAGCUACCCAACCGUUUGCUUUUUUAUGACAACUGAUUAGAUUUUUAAUCUCGGCUCACAUAUUAUCCACACGUUGUAAUGGACUCGGAGACGAGAACUGAGAUUGAAUAGGUACUAGAAAGAGCAGCUUACUUUUAAGUAUGUCUAAUUCGAACGAACAUACAUACGUUUGUAUUGUGUUAUUUGAGAAAUGUUAUUUAUUUUUCGAUGACAAAUUUUUAAGUAAACUGCGCACAAAUGGUGAAGAUAAAUCUGAGUUUUCUUUGGAAUCACGAUCUUUUGUUGGUUAUAAUUACAUUGCUUGUAACAAACGUAUGUUUCUGAUGAUUUAGCUUCUGUAUGAUGUCUAUUAUUUAUGACGCCUAUGGAUGCGUUCCACUUAAUGCUCGCAACGCUUAUGGAAUUGUUUUAUCCUUGUUGUUUAUCAAUUUAUCAAAUGUUAAACAAGGUCAAAUAAUGCUCACGAGCAUUGUAAGCGCCAAAUGAAACGCAUCUUAUGUAAUGUAUGUAAAAGAUAUAUUGUUUAAAAUAUAAUUACGUUAUAUAUAUAUAUAUAUAUAUGUGAGUGUGUGUGUAACGUGAUUAUAUUAUAACGAUUUGAUGAACAAAUAUUUCCCGAGGGAAGAAAUAUUUUUAUGAUAGCCAUUCAUCUUUUCCAUUGUUUCAAUGUACAUUUUUAAGCACGUAUUCUCUGAAACUGUAUAAAUUCGUUCUUUUGUAUAUUUUCGAUAUGAUACUAAUUGUCGAUCUUUUUCGUAUAUAACUUUGAUAUUUCAUUAGACAUAAUAAAACAAAAUAGAUAAAAUGAAAUUUUUUUGCUAGCUUUGCCAACAAUAUUAUGUUAUUACUGCUAUUGUUACGAUUAAUAUUGUUACCCAGAUACUACUACUAUCAUUACCAUGAUUAAUAUUAUUACUAUUACUCCUACUAUAUAUUAUUACUACUAUACUACUUCUAGUAAUAGUAUCACUAUUACUAUUGCUAUUCCUUCCAUUACCGCUAUCACUAUACUACUAUUUCUACUAUCAUUGUCAAUAUUAUUAUUGUUAACACUCCUAUUGUUAUCGCUCCUACUGCUAAAACUAUUACUAUUACUACUACUACUACUA
This is a messenger RNA of Trachymyrmex cornetzi, 3166 nucleotides long. RefSeq names its product homeobox protein PKNOX2. Gene Ontology annotation, molecular function: DNA binding. The coding region runs from base 410 to 1867 and encodes 485 amino acids. Gene Ontology annotation, biological process: regulation of DNA-templated transcription. The transcript is spliced from 8 exons. The record is from RefSeq and is a predicted model, not a curated record. Lineage: Eukaryota; Metazoa; Arthropoda; Insecta; Hymenoptera; Formicidae.